Neohortaea acidophila is the source of this 573-nucleotide messenger RNA. Its product is annotated as heat shock factor binding protein 1-domain-containing protein. Gene Ontology annotation, cellular component: cytosol; nucleus. Bases 23 to 304 code for a protein of 93 amino acids. Gene Ontology annotation, molecular function: transcription corepressor activity. The transcript is spliced from 3 exons. Gene Ontology annotation, biological process: cellular heat acclimation. Lineage: Eukaryota; Fungi; Ascomycota; Dothideomycetes; Mycosphaerellales; Teratosphaeriaceae. The record is from RefSeq and is a predicted model, not a curated record.
UCCAACACGUUCAGAUCAACGUAUGCGAGUGGAAAGUCUCCACAUACUCAACAUGUCGGACUCCACCACACUAUCCGCGCAAGUGGACAAACUCAACAUUGGCGAUGCAUCGAAUCCCGACACAGCACCAUCGGAGCUUGUCGCCGUGGUAGACGACCUACUGAAUCAGUUGAGCUCGAAGUUCAGUAACAUGUCCAGCGAGCUGAUUGGGAAAAUGGACGAGAUGUCCCGUAGGCUCGACGCGCUGGAAGCCAGUAUACACGGUAGCGGUGCUCAAGGCAAGGAUGAGGAAGGGGAUCAAUGAGGAAUGCAAUCCGGAACGGUCACAUUCAGCGAGGAGUCCGGCGCCCGGUAACUUUAUCGAUAUGGGUCUAUGCUUUGCGCGGAGAUUGUAGUGGUAUUUUGAGCAUGGCUGUGUUUGACCGCAGAUAUUCCUUGGAGAAUGGCUUAAUGCCUCGAAUCACAUCUCGGGCUCACUCGUUGUACAAGCAAGGGUGCAAUAUCUGUUCCGGCAGCGUGCGUGUCAGUGUCAAGUGUUAGGGAGUUGAUGACAUGUGACAAGGAAUGUGCGGG